Messenger RNA from Dryobates pubescens (Downy woodpecker), 2726 nucleotides. It is a transcript of the gene OMG, whose product is annotated as oligodendrocyte myelin glycoprotein. The transcript is spliced from 2 exons. The record is from RefSeq and is a predicted model, not a curated record. Lineage: Eukaryota; Metazoa; Chordata; Aves; Piciformes; Picidae. The coding region runs from base 308 to 1627 and encodes 439 amino acids. Gene Ontology annotation, biological process: neuron projection regeneration. Gene Ontology annotation, molecular function: protein binding.
CACCCAGCAGAGAGCACAGCUAUGGAAGAAGUGAACUGAUUUCAAAUCAGAAAGCCCAACUGUUCAGGGGAACAGGCUGGCUUGGCAGUAAGAUUUGAGUCAGCACCAGCGACAGCUCUGCAGUCCUCCAGUGUAGUGCAGAUCAGGUGGUUGCAGAGCCCCAGCUCGCAGCAAUACGAUGCAGCUGAAGAGGCAAGCACAGCCCCCAGACAGCAACUGUAGCUACUCUCCAGAAGGAGACGACCUCUAAGCUGCAAUCGUUCCGAGAUGAUGAUGUGCUGAGACUGCAGGGGAGACUCCGGCAGCAAUGGAAUACCAGAUAUUGAAUCCAUCUACCUGUCUGCUGCUCCUUCUGUUUUUCAUGCCCACUGUUUUGGGUGUCUGUCCCUCUAACUGUACAUGCUCAGGAAACGACAGGAAUGUGGACUGCUCGGGCAGGAACUUAACUGUGCUGCCACAUGGACUUCAAGACAACAUCACCUAUUUAAAUCUGUCCUUUAACCAGUUUGUAGAUCUGGAUCAUCAGCUAACCAGGUUCACCAAUUUGAGGACCCUUGAUAUUUCAAAUAACUGGCUCAAGAAUGUCCCUGCUCACCUGCCCAAGUCCUUAUGGGAAUUAUAUGCCACGAACAACAACAUUAAAGUUCUCCAGAAACUUGACACAGCUUACCAGUGGAAUCUUAGAGUGCUGGAUGUUUCCAGGAACAUGGUGGAAAGAGCUGUCCUGAUCAACAACACCCUGAGCAGUCUCAAGUUCCUCAAUCUCAGCAGUAACAAGCUUUGGACAGUUCCGACCAACAUGCCCUACAACAUCGAGACCGUGGAUCUGUCCAACAACUUCUUGUCCCAGAUCCUUCCAGGAACGCUGCUGAGACUACAGCACCUCACAAGCCUCUACCUGCACAACAACAAGUUCACCUACAUUCCCGACAAAGCCUUUGACCAGCUGCUUCAGCUGCAAGUGGUGACGCUGUACAACAACCCCUGGUCCUGCAGCGACACACAGAACAUCCUCUACCUGCUGCGCUGGGUGCAGGCGACGGCUGCCAGUGUCGUGGGGGCUCCCUGCGCCGAGCAGGCUGUGCUCUGGACGAGUGCCACCCCAACUGCAGCUGCUCCCACCCUGACAGACUCCAGCCUCAUGAUUAAAGGAAUGAAGGCAGCAGACCAAGCUACUCCUCCAGUGGCCACUGAACCAACCCAAAUGACAAAAAUGCACAAACAAUUCAAAGCCAAGGAGGUGACUCCCUUGGUGACCUUAAGCCAAACCGUAGUGUUCACGAGCACAGACCGGCCGCUGCUCCUCUACCCAGAAGCCCUGCCCACCAGGCAGGUGAGCUCUCAAGAAGCAGCUGCCACACACACAAUCUACAUCAGAGACCCAACUGAGGUCAACUCGAGCCUGACUCGCUCCACAGGACCAUCCACAACUCCUAUGACUUUGAGUAUCACCAGUGGAAUGCCAGCAAACUACUCCAGAACGCCUCAAAGCACAACUGCUACCUUAAGGAAAGAGGAAUCCACCACCAAUGCCCUGAACACUCGUGUGCCCUCCACAGCCAGUGGCUGUCAGCUCUGUUUGGUGUCUCUUGUGAUGCUUAAUGCAGUGGCAGUGCUUGCUGGCUAAGGGCCCGCAGCCUGUGCAAACGAUCCACCUGGUUGCUGUGACAGGGAGCUGGAGUUGAGAGAGCUGAAAUUGAAUCAAGAAAUUCCAAGUUCUGACUCUGAGCUGAAGAAAAUAACAAUUCUUCACUUACAGAAGUGCACACUAAUGUCUCAAGACUAAGCUGCUACUUAUUUUACUAUGUCUUAAUGGAGUCAAUCUAACCUAUGGUUUUGUUUUUACCAAUUGUGCUUCUUUUGUAUUUCGAUUUUUAAUUUCACUUGCACAGAAUAAACCAUUCUCAACUUUCAGUACUGAUCUUCUGUAUGAGUUUUGUCAUUAAACUACUGGAAAAAACAAAGCAAAAAUAGAAAUAAAUAGAAGGCCUGUAUCAUAUCUGCAUUGUCCUGCUUGACUUGCCAGUGAGCAAUCCUUGUAAUAUAGCAGCACAGAUCCUUUGGAAGUUGUGAUGAUGUGCAAAAGGAAGGGGGGAAAAAAACAAACCAUAAAGGAACUAAACCUAGCUGCUGCACUAACCAGAAGUUAUCCCUCAGCAUGUGUAGCUAUGUCUGCUUCAUAUCUCUUAGGAUAUUUUCAAUAUGAAGAGCAAGAGUUUUGAAUGUAGGAAUUCACUAUGACAAUGGCAGAAUGUCUACUACGAGGGGGGGUGGGGGUGGAACUGAGAAGGCAACGUGGUCCAAAACGUCAGCAUGGGGAAAAAGUGGUAGGGGGCUGAUAAUCUCUUUGUGCUCUGCCUUGACUUAGACUGCAGGCAAGUUAUUUCUCACUCUCCAUACUUAAAGGAAAAAGAUAAAAGUAGAGGAAAACCCACAAGAUGUUCAAUGCCAUGACACCCUCCAGCAACAAGGAGCCACCUACACAAAUAAACGACAUGGAACUCCUCAACUUUAUUCUAAGUGGCAUCCAAAAAGCUGCAGUGCUGAGAGUGGAUGCUUAGAAGACUCUCUCAGAUCAGCCAGGAUGUAUCAAACUGCCGGGGUUUGAUCAGCAAAAUGAAACAGGGGCUGGUCUGCCCCCGCAGGUACGUCACCAAUCGAGCCAGCAGUUAGUUGCCAAGCUGUCACUGGAACAACCCUUAAAUCUCCUGGCUUAAAAAAUAACC